Molecule: messenger RNA, 1234 nt
Organism: Thermothelomyces thermophilus ATCC 42464
Lineage: Eukaryota; Fungi; Ascomycota; Sordariomycetes; Sordariales; Chaetomiaceae
Exons: 2
Coding region: 251-1123 (290 amino acids)
Source: RefSeq, a predicted model, not a curated record
CAGGUCCAUACUGCCUAACAACGGAGUAGAGUCUUUGACGCAUACUCGUACACACGUCUACAUCAGGUCAUGUACAAUCAUCAACCCACCAUCGACAUCGGAAGCUCUGCCAAGUUUGGCGUUCCAAUAGUCAUAAUCCUACAGCUCUAAGCGACAAUUUGGGGGUCUAACCAGUCGGUACUUGAGGAACAUUACACAGGGAUAAAAAGACGAUAGAUUCGAUGUCUGUUCCUGGAUCAAUAUCCCAAGAAUGAAGCGUUCACGCGAACCUGAGGAAACUCCUUAUAACGGAGCCGCACUUUCAGAGCGGGACCUAGACGCCAAAACUGGAGACGGCCGUGGCGGGUGGGAAGGAAGAAGCAGCGACAAUGAGGCAUCGGCCCCUGCCACCAAAAUUGCGGGUCUUGACCUAUCUGAUAAUGACAGUGACCUCAACGUCGAGAUGCAAUGUUCCCUGCCUCCGCACCGCGAACCCGUAGUCUUCUCAUCAUACGGUGCAUACGAGGCCCACUACAGGGACCAGCACUCCAACCGAUGUGCUGAGUGCCGCAAGAACUUCCCAAGCGCCCACCUUCUGAGCUUGCAUAUCGAGGAAACACAUGACUCCUUCGUCCAGGCGAGGAGGGAAAGGGGGGAACGCACUGUAAGUACCACAAGCCCAUCCUGUGCCGCACGGCUGGCUAAUUUCCGUCCGCAGUACUCCUGCUUUGUGGAGGGCUGCGACAGGAAGUGCAGCACACCGCAGAAACGGAGAAUGCACUUGAUCGAUAAACACAUGUAUCCCAAAAACUUCUUCUUCGCCAUCACACGGGAAGGGAUAGAUGGCCGGCGCUCUCUUUUAUUAGAGAGCAGUGGUAGUCGCCAAAAAUCAAGGACGGCGAGAGCAGCGCACCAGCAGCCCAGCCAGACUCAAGCACAGGGUCAGGCGCAAAGAGUCGACGCGUCCGCCAACAUGAUCGCAGCAGCAGAUGAGAGACAGGCGGCGGAAUCGAAUCGGCGGAGUCCCGAGCAGCUCCCAGAAGAGGAGAUGGAGGACCUAACGAGCGCCAUGUCGUCAUUGAGAUUUGUGCCGAUGAGCGUCCGGUUUGGGCGAGGCAAAAGAGCCGGUUUCGCAAAACGGUGACCCUAGUGUUUUGAGGGGAAGACAGAGGGGUCUUCACUGGCAACCACAUGAGCGUCAAGACGGCGAAGGGGGGGGACCACAAAGGUUGAGAGGUGGGACAUACAGGCCAAA